This is a messenger RNA of Cuscuta campestris, 1597 nucleotides long. Lineage: Eukaryota; Viridiplantae; Streptophyta; Magnoliopsida; Solanales; Convolvulaceae. The record is from the annotation of a GenBank genome assembly.
GUCAUGUCACUUUCAUAGAUAUACUCACUCUUCCCUUCCCUUCCCUUCUGCAUUUAUGCAUUUCACUUCAUUCUCUUCUCAUUUAUUUUUUUAUUCAUUAUUCCAUUUUUUCCCCUUUAAUUUCAACUCCUCCAACUCUCCUCCUCUGCACUCUUUGAAUAAAACCCAGUUUUAUUCUUGCAGUGAAUGAAGUUUUGUGUUUCUUGAAAAAGUGCAACAAUAAAUUAUUAUUGAUUUUAAACUACAUAAGUCUACAUAAGAGAUUUAUUUAUUAAUUAAAGAUGCCCUUAUUAGAAGAAGAUUCUUCUUCUUCCAUCCCUUUCCCAGAUCUCUCCCUUCACAUUAGUCUUCCCCGGAGCUCCGGUGACCGGUCAUCGUCCGCGGCGGUCACGGACACCGAGCUCUCGUUAAGUACUUCCGGCCGCCGGCCACGGGGCGAUGGGGUUUCCACGACGGAGCCGAUUAACGGGAUCCCGGUUUACCACGACCCGAGCGGCACCUGCCUCCGCUCCUCCUUUGCGGCCGCUCACCGGAGCGUGGCCGGAGCAUCGGCGGGCAGGGUUGACGGGAUGGCGGCGGCGGCCGGUUUUCAUGAAAUGCUGCAGCGGCAGCACUAUUUCAACAGCCACCGGUACGGUGAGUUUCCGGUGGCUCACGGCGGGGCGAUGAGGCCGAGAUUUUGCCCAAAAUUUCAGGCGAGGCGGAGCACGAGGGCGCCGCGUAUGCGGUGGACAACCACCCUCCACUCCCGGUUCGUUCACGCCGUCGAACUCCUCGGCGGCCAUGAAAGGGCAACCCCAAAAUCAGUGCUAGAGCUAAUGGAUGUGAAAGAUCUCACCCUAGCUCAUGUCAAGAGCCAUUUACAGAUGUAUCGAACUGUUAAAACGACGAGCAGCAAACCUGCCGCAGCCUCAUCAGGGCUAUCGGAUGGCUCGGUGGAAGAAGAACAGUCGUCGUCGAUGGGCAGUGGCGGCGGAGGAGAUUAUUCCGCCGCCGGAGUACGCCAAUUGAUUGGCCAAGCUGCCGCCGCUCUGCCACCACUCGAAUCUAAACUCAUUCCUAGCAUGACCACUCUUUGGAGCAACUCUUCAAGUGGAGAUGUAUUGUUAGAAGCAAGUAGUUUGAGAGCUUCUUCCUUUCCAACAUUUCAUCACAUUCAGGAAUGGGAUUCGGGGAGGGCCAAUAGGUGCAUGAGCUCCGGAUGGGAUGAAAUAAAGCCCAGUUUGGAAUUCACAUUGGGCAGAUCCGAUUGGGCUCAAAAGCAAAACCACUAGCCAAACAUUUCCUGGACCAGGCCGUUAACUAUACUGAAAUCUCAUAUUAUAGUCUUAGGUGGGCUGCUCGCUUCCAUCAACCUCACAACUCCAAAGGAUAUCUUGUGCAUCGGGCUUUAUGUAAAGUCUUCAUACUUACUUUGGGCCAAGGCCGAGUAAUGACAAAAGAAGGGGCUUAUCGUGAAAAUUAGGGUUUUUUAGAUUUGAUUUUCGACAACGACGAUGAAAGAUGGUCACGCGUAAGAUAAAAGCUUUGAAUGUACCUUGAAAUGGAUUUCAUCCCUUUUUGUUAGACACUAACACUAUAAAUUAAUUUAUUUCCU